This is a messenger RNA of Mya arenaria, 1567 nucleotides long. RefSeq names its product thrombospondin-1-like. The transcript is spliced from 9 exons. Lineage: Eukaryota; Metazoa; Mollusca; Bivalvia; Myida; Myidae. Gene Ontology annotation, molecular function: protein binding. The record is from RefSeq and is a predicted model, not a curated record. Bases 34 to 1419 code for a protein of 461 amino acids.
AACUGGCAGACGCCGAAGGAUCUGGAUGGCAAGAUGACAUCUAAGGUCUUUCUCAUUUGUUUUGUAGUGUUUACAGCGUUCCUCGUCCAAGUCGAAUGCUUGGAGUGUCUAAGAUGCCAGAAUGUGGAAGAUCCGAAACAUUGUAAUACAACAAUCCUAUGCCAAAAUGGACAGUCUUGCUACGUGAAAACAACUCAAUCUGCACCAACAGUGUUGUUUGAGUUGGGAUGCGAAAACAAUCAGCAAUGCGGCACGGGGUCCCCAGCUGCGUCAAUUGUUGGUAAACGUGAGGUAUCGGCGUCAAUGGUCGGUAAACGUCAGACAUUUUCCUGCCACGAGUGCUGUUCCGCCAACAACUGUAACGAGCAACUCUGUGCCCACAGGAAACCGUCGGCAUGCAUAGAUUCUGAAACUGUUGACUGCGCCCUAAUGCACUCGCUUUUCAACGUAUGUGCUGAUAUCCAACAUGCGAAAAGCGUGUGUCCAAAGUUUUGCGGUCUUUGUACACUUGUCGAUGGCAACUGGGCGAACUGGGGCGCGUGGUCGACCUGUGAUGUCACCUGUGAAAAUGGUACACAAGUGCGAAUGCGUACCUGUACAAAUCCUGUCCCAAAGAAUGGCGGCCUAAACUGUACUGGACAAGACAGGCAAAUCAGGAUGUGUUCAAAGGAUCUGUGCCCAGUUCACGGUGGCUGGAGUGGAUGGUCAGACUGGGGGACCUGCUCAGCCACGUGUGACGUGGGUAUGUCCCAACGAUGGCGGGCUUGUACCAACCCAAAACCCGCUCUAGCCGGUGAUUUCUGCCUAGGUGCCCAACAAGAAUACAAGAUGUGUACAGCAAGUCCUUGUUCCACCUGGAUGGACUGGGGCUCGUGGACGUCAUGCAGCGUGACGUGUGGGGCUGGCCUGCAACGUAGAUACCGGAACUGUACGUCGACGUCAUCUAUUCUUGGCAUAGGCUGUGUAGGAAGUAACGACCAAACAGAGACGUGUAGUAACUCAACUUGUGAUCAGGUGGCCUUCAACGCUCAUGGCCACCAAGCACUGGCUGGAAAUAUCAUCACCUUUACAACAGUCAUCCUGAACGAAGGGAACGCGUUCAAUAAGACAUCAGGACUUUUCACAGCGCCUUUUAGUGGAAACUACUUCUUCUCCGUACAACUCUGUGCUCAAAACCAACAAAGUAUUUUGUUUAACAUAAAAAAGGCCAAUGCGGACAUGUCUUCCCCGACGUACCUCACCUCAGCCCAUGAUUAUGACCAUAAUAGCUACCUAUGUGGCACCUCAUUUGUGGUCACCAAACUCCAUGUGGGUGAUCACGUGUGGGUGUACACGAUCAGUUCUGCAAGAUUUCUUUAUGACUCAGGAACACAACAAUGGUGUUCGUUCACCGGCUCACUGCUAAGCGUGUCCGACUGAUAGACACGUGUUCUUUUUCGUAAAGUCAUGCAAUGAUUAUAUGCCGUAAUGAAUACGUGUGUUAGUUCUAAACUCAUCUUCAAUUUGUAUGAUAAUGAUCGGAAUAAUCUACUAUAUAUCGAACAAUUGUGUUAAUGAUUAUUCUAAA